Molecule: messenger RNA, 4596 nt
Organism: Abrus precatorius (Indian licorice)
Lineage: Eukaryota; Viridiplantae; Streptophyta; Magnoliopsida; Fabales; Fabaceae
Exons: 9
Coding region: 206-3775 (1189 amino acids)
Biological process (GO): peptidyl-threonine phosphorylation; peptidyl-serine phosphorylation
Cellular component (GO): cytoplasm
Molecular function (GO): ATP binding; protein tyrosine kinase activity; protein serine/threonine kinase activity
Source: RefSeq, a predicted model, not a curated record
AGCAGCGGAACGAAGCCCUUCAGCAGCAACCCAACAAGAAGGGAAGCAACCCAACCAAACCCCACUCCUAAACUACCAAACCAACCCCUUCUUCUUUCGCUCUCACAGGUACUGCUACCUAAUGCCACUUACUUACAAGGAUAGAAAAUGAUACUACUUGCUUUUGCUUGAUACGAGGUUGGUAGGAGCUUGGCUUGCCUUGACGAUGGCGGAAUCAAACUCAGUUGAUGUGAUUUUGGACUUUCUCAAGAGGAAUCGAUUCACUAGAGCUGAGGCUGCUCUGCGCAGUGAGAUUAAUAAUCGUCCUGACUUGAAUGGCUUUCUACAGAAGCUUACAUUGGAAGAAAAAGCCUUACGAGAUGCGCCUCAAAAUAGUAAGGGAAAGCCCGUGCUUGAGGUUCAAGGGGUAGAAUCUCAUGAUGGUGUUGAAGUUUCUAAAGAACUGAUUGUGAAAGAAAUAGAGUGUGGGACUGGUCGAAACGCCACUGAAAGCAAAUGGAAAGCUACUGUUCCUUCUGCGGUGGAAAGGAAUAAGUCGAAGGAAGUGGUUGGGGCAAGUGAAAAGAACUUCACUUUCUCUAAGAGUUCGGAGGAUGGUCCCCUUGAUUUAUAUUCAUGGAAGUUUAACCCCAGUAAUGGUCCCUUGGAGCCUUACCAAAAUGAUGGUGGUAGUAGGGCUAAUAAUACUUUGAAGACCUCUGUAUCUCAACAAUCAAAAUAUCAAACUAAUGAAGGUGUUGAUGCAAUUGCAGCCAGUACCAAUUCAAAGUUUGGGGAGGAGAAUGCCAUGCUUGCUAAUAACAAAUCCUUGUGGCCUGAAAGUAGUAGUAAAGCCCUUGUGGAUCCUAAGUAUGACCUCGUGCAAAGCAAAGAACCCAGGGAACUUGAUUGGCAGCUUAAAUUCAAUGAUUCAUCUCUUAAAGUGAACUUUACAGAUAAUCCCUGGUCAAGAACAGAUGAGAAUGCAAAUUCGUCUUCAGACUCGUGCAAAGACUGUUCUGUCAAGACUGUCUUCCCCUUCUCAAAAGGAGGGGAUAAGUCUACAAGCUUUGGUGAUGCAACUUAUUCUGACAAAAAAGAGGAGAAAAGAAGGGUAGAAGUUACUGAUAUUAGGACAUCUAUAAAAGAACAGGUGGAUGAGAUGGGGAGAGCUAUAUACUCAGGCAAGUCACAAGGUAGUUCUGAACAGAAAAUGAUUGGCAGCUUAAGUUUUCCUAUUCCACCUGAAAAUCAGAAGGAAGAGUUCCCUAGGCUUCCUCCAGUUAAACUCAAGUCAGAUGAUAAGCCCUUGAUCGUUAACUGGGAGGAGAAGUUUGAGCGAGAUGGACCAACUUCAAAACUUGCUGGUGCUGAUAACACUUUGCUUAUUGGUUCAUAUCUAGAUGUACCUAUUGGACAAGAAAUCAAUCCAUCAGGUAUGAGGAGGCCUGCUGGGGGCAGUUGGUUAUCUGUAAGUCAAGGGAUUGCGGAGGAUACUUCUGAUCUUGUAUCGGGUUUUGCAACAGUUGGUGAUGGGUUGAGUGAAUCUGUUGACUAUCCAAAUGAAUACUGGGACUCUGAUGAAUAUGAUGAUGAUGAUGAUGUUGGGUACAUGAGACAACCUAUUGAGGAUGAAGCCUGGUUUUUGGCACAUGAAAUUGAUUACCCCAGUGACAAUGAAAAGGGGACUGGGCUUCGAAGUGUUCCAGAUCCUCAGGAAAGAGGUCCAGCCAAAGAUGAGGAUGAUGAUCAAUCUUUUGCUGAGGAGGAUUCUUACUUCUCUGGAGAGCGAUAUCUUCAGGCAAAUAAUGUGGAACCGGUCACUGCUACCGAUGAUCCUAUUGGUCUAACAGUUACCGAGUAUGGAAGGACUAAUGAUAAUGAUUUAAUGGCUCAAUAUGAUGGACAAUUGAUGGAUGAAGAAGAAUUGAAUCUGAUGUGUGCAGAGCCUGUCUGGCGAGGCUUUGUCCCUCAGACAAAUGAACUCAUCAUGCUAGGCCAUGGGAGGGUUUUGAAUGAUAAUGUAAGAUCACGACUAGACGAUACCUGUAUGGAUGAUGAUCAACAUGGUUCAGUUAGGUCAAUUGGGGUGGGGAUCAACAGUGAUGCUGCAGAUAUUGGCAGUGAAGUGCGUGAAAGUUUGGUUGGUGGUAGUAGUGAAGGAGAUUUAGAAUAUUUCCGUGAUCGUGAUGUUGGGCUUGGGCUUGGUGGUUCCAGACACUCUCAUCAUGAUUUUGAUAAGAAGUCUACCAACAAAUCAAACAAAAACAUGAACAAUGAAAAGAGUGAGUCAAAUAAAUACGUCAUAGGAUGUGAUAACGAUGCUCAGUUGCACGUGAAAACUCAUGGUGAUGGAAACUUCUCAUUUCCCCUAACAUUGAAGGAUGGCCAGAUGAUUCAGGCUGCCUCCAAUAAUCCCCUGUGGUCAAAUAACUGCAAUGUUGAUGAAACUGAUGACUGUCUUAAUGCAUUUGUGGGAACUGAUGACAUGCUUGCUUCGUGGAGGCGGAAGAGCAGUGAUUCAUCACCUAUCAAAAGUUCUAGGGAUGAAAAUCAUGCUAACUUGGUAAGAUCCACAAACUCUUCUCCGACAACAGUCUCAAACUAUGGAUAUUCUGAAAGAGAACAUGUGAAGCUUGAAGAGGAUGUAAAGGCUGGAAUUGUCAGGGAAGAUGAUCUUGGAGCAUCGCUAGAGGAUGAAGAGGCAGUUGCUGUACAAGAACAAGUAAGGCAGAUCAAGGCACAGGAGGAGGAAUUUGAAACCUUCAAUCUAAAGAUUGUGCACAGGAAAAACAGAACUGGCUUUGAGGAGGACAAGAAUUUCCACGUUGUUUUAAAUUCUGUAAUAGCUGGAAGGUAUCAUGUCACAGAAUAUUUGGGAUCUGCUGCAUUUAGCAAGGCUAUACAAGCUCAUGACCUGCAUACAGGCAUGGAUGUUUGUGUUAAAAUUAUAAAGAACAACAAGGACUUUUUUGACCAAAGCCUUGAUGAGAUCAAGCUUCUCAAGUAUGUCAAUAAGCAUGAUCCUGCAGACAAGUAUCACAUUCUUCGAUUAUAUGAUUAUUUCUAUUAUCGAGAACAUUUGUUAAUAGUAUGUGAACUACUUAAAGCCAACUUGUACGAGUUUCAUAAAUUUAAUAGAGAAUCAGGGGGUGAAGUGUACUUUACAAUGCCGAGAUUGCAGUCCAUUACCAUUCAAUGUUUGGAAGCACUUCAGUUUUUGCAUAGCCUUGGACUAAUACACUGCGACUUGAAGCCAGAGAAUAUUUUGGUUAAAAGCUAUAGUAGAUGUGAGGUGAAGGUCAUUGAUCUUGGAAGUAGUUGUUUCGAGACAGAUCACCUUUGCUCUUAUGUUCAGUCAAGGUCCUAUCGUGCUCCUGAGGUUAUUUUGGGUCUUCCAUAUGACAAGAAGAUUGAUAUCUGGUCUCUUGGCUGCAUCUUGGCAGAACUUUGUACUGGCAAUGUUCUUUUCCAAAAUGAUUCACCUGCAACAUUACUUGCUCGGGUGAUUGGGAUCAUUGGUGCAAUUGAUCAAAGUAUGCUUGCAAAAGGACGGGACACAUAUAAGUACUUUACCAAAAAUCACAUGCUUUAUGAACGGAAUCAGGAAACCAACAGGUUAGAAUACUUAAUUCCAAAAAAGACAUCAUUGAGGCAUAGAUUGCCAAUGGGAGAUCAGGGCUUCAUUGACUUUGUUGCUCAUUUGCUCGAGGUCAACCCUAAGAAGCGGCCGUCUGCAUCUGAGGCUCUGAAGCACCCUUGGUUAUCAUACCCUUAUGAACCCAUAUCAUCUUGAAAUAUUUGGAGGGUUCUUUAUGGUGGAUAAUGUCACCUACCCUAAGUUGGGUUAGGUUCAUCGUUCAGAGAGAAAGCCCCACUGAUCGAUCCUCACCGCUUUUCAUUAUCUAUUUUAAAGAUGAAAUGGAAAGAGUUGUGCCCUUUCAUAUUCCUGCGUAAUGCAGUGAAAGGUGUUUUUGGUUUAGUGGGAAAUGUCUCUCUCCUUCCCCUCACCAACUGUAUUCCAGUGAUAAACCAUAUGAUCAAAGGAUGUAAUUUUGCACGAAGGUGUAAUGUUAGGUUUUGCCGUGUUCUGCUGGAAAGGGAAAUCGUAAAGUCUUGUUGUACAUGGUGUGUGAUAAUUCUUUUAGGGUAUUUAGUAAUAUUUUUGUGAAGUAGAUACUCAAUCCAAUUUUUGCAUGAUGUGACACCACAGUUUGGGAGACACCAAUCCAAGAUUAAAGCAAAGCUGCUGACAAUGUGAAUCAUUUAGCACGUGCUUGUGUGGAACUUGAAACUCAAAUUGCCUGUAGUUUCCGCUGGGAGCUAUCAAUUUGUAUCUUGAUAGUGUCAAGGAAGGAACAUUGUUUGGUUUUACUUUUACUAACGAUUUUAGGAAUUUGAUAGCUAAUGGGUAAUAUUAGGGAUAUGAACUGUGGACGACAACAUUAGGCAUUGACAUAUAGUUAUUGUUUUCAUCGGGCAAAAAUUUCAUGUUCCGGCUGAAACUCGUAAUUUUUUGCAACUAGUGUUGUUCUUUAUUGACGUUAUGGUUUGUUAAUACCCCUUAAUUUUUUUGUUGGCUUCAAUCAUUAACAAGUAGUUGUACAUACAAUGUUU